Candoia aspera is the source of this 909-nucleotide messenger RNA. RefSeq names its product nuclear cap binding protein subunit 2 (gene NCBP2). The transcript has 4 exons. The coding region runs from base 53 to 544 and encodes 163 amino acids. Lineage: Eukaryota; Metazoa; Chordata; Lepidosauria; Squamata; Candoiidae. Gene Ontology annotation, molecular function: RNA cap binding. Gene Ontology annotation, cellular component: nuclear cap binding complex. Gene Ontology annotation, biological process: mRNA cis splicing, via spliceosome. The record is from RefSeq and is a predicted model, not a curated record.
UGCCGCUUGGGCGGAGGUUGAGCGCCAGAGGCCGCCCGCUUCGCCGCGCAAGAUGUCGGGGCUCCUCAGCGCCACCCUGAAAAUGCUCACGAGGGACUCGUACUGCGACUUCAGCGAAUACGUGGACCAGUUUUACAAGGGGUGCAUUGAUUUCCAGAACGAAGCCUUGAGGGCCUCCUCCACGCUUUAUGUGGGCAACCUCUCUUUCUACACGACGGAGGAGCAGAUCCACGAGCUGUUUUCCAAGUGCGGAGACGUCAAGCGCAUCAUCAUGGGCCUGGACAAGAACAAGAAGACGCCCUGUGGCUUCUGCUUUGUGGAGUACUACACAAAAGCGGAAGCUGAGCACGCCAUGCGUUUCAUCAACGGAACCCGGCUGGAUGACCGAGUUAUCCGGACAGACUGGGAUGUGGGCUUCAAGGAAGGGAGGCAAUAUGGACGUGGCAAGUCGGGGGGCCAGGUAAGAGACGAGUACCGGAAGGACUAUGAUGAAGGAAGAGGCGGCUUUGGCAAGAUUGUUCAGCAAAAGUUGGCGACUCAGUAGACGGGAAUCAACAAUUGGGAUGGCAGGCGGGGAGGACUGUUGAGCCCGGCUGGUAUCUACUUGGACAGCUGAGUAGAAGGGAGGGAAAGAGGGCUGUCUCUUUCUUUGCAAGGGGUAGCUCAAGACCCCUUUCCCGCACCCUUUGCUGUUCUUUAUGCUUAUCCUGGCCUGAGUUGGGAUAUAGGUCCAAGGAGCGCAAGGGAUGCCUAUGGUGGAAAGGAAUCGGAAGUUUAAAUAGCUGUUUCUUUUCUUUUUUCACUGUUCCUGUGUGCCGUCAGUAGUGGUUGUAGUCUCCUAGGGAGUGUAAGCUGUCCUUAAUGUUAUAGGGGAGGAAUAAGACUGCAAUAAAAACGUAAUUAGCUGAA